Solea senegalensis (Senegalese sole) is the source of this 2465-nucleotide messenger RNA. RefSeq names its product terminal nucleotidyltransferase 2 (gene tent2). The transcript has 15 exons. Gene Ontology annotation, cellular component: cytosol. The record is from RefSeq and is a predicted model, not a curated record. The coding region runs from base 110 to 1564 and encodes 484 amino acids. Gene Ontology annotation, molecular function: poly(A) RNA polymerase activity. Lineage: Eukaryota; Metazoa; Chordata; Actinopteri; Pleuronectiformes; Soleidae.
GCGCGCACGCAGCAGGAAGUUAUCUUCUUACUGGCAGUGGCUUCAGUUUUGUUUACAUGUGACAUGAAAUUUGCUGAGUUGAUGACGUAUCUCCGCGAGGACCCCCAGCAUGUUCCACCGCAGUGCUACUCCGAGAGACCGGACAUCGUACACGCAUGGCUCUCACACGCAGGGCCCGUACACGCCCUCCGCCCCGGUGGCCCGGUUUUACCCUCACAACUACCAGAACAUGGCUGCUGUCAGCAGCUUCAAGGGUCCUAUUCGAGACAGAUUACCCCAAUAUGAAUGGCAACCCCCAGUAUUACCCCCACCAUUACCCCCUCCUAAUGCAGUAACUAUGACCAACAGACGCAAGAGACAGAAUGAGGAAUACAGUCCUCAUGUUGUGAAACGGCAACGUCUUUCCCCACCCCGACCAAGAACACCCCCGCCACUGCCCCGGUAUCGUGAUGAAGUUGUUGCCAGGCCCUCAAGAUCAACCUUUGAUGGUUAUGACCGCCCUCAUGCAAGCGUACGCUCCCAUCCUCGCCCAGAGGCAAUAACUGUCCCACAAAGACCCGACUGUUUGAUGAUCUAUGCUAAGGACAAGCUGAGCGCUCAGAUGGUGGAGCUGUUUGAAGCUUGUCAGCAGCAGAUAUCUGACUUGACCAAGAAGGAAUCAUGCCGAUCGCGACUGCUGCAAGACAUACGACGCAUCUACACAGCGGCUCGGCUGUACUUGACUGGGUCCUCUAUGAAUGGACUGGGCUGCCGGAGCAGUGACGCUGACCUGUGUCUAGUCAUCCAGGCAAAAAAAAGAGCUGAUACCAUUCAUACACUCUCUGCCCUCCAAAGGUUGUUUAAUUCACUCUCAUAUGUAGACAGGACUCAGCUAAUCAGAGCCAAAGUGCCAAUCCUCAAGUUCAGAGAGAAAAACAGUGAUCUGGAGUUUGAUCUGAAUAUCAACAACACGGUGGGAAUCAGAAACACAUUCCUCCUGAGGAGUUACGCUUAUGCUGAUCUCAGGAUACGACCCCUGAUACUUGUCAUCAAGAAGUGGGCACGACACAUGCUGAUCAACGAUGCCAGCAGAGGAACUCUGAGCAGCUACACACUGGUGCUGAUGGUCCUGCACUACCUCCAAACUCUUAAGGAACCUGUGAUCCCGUCUCUGCAGAGGGACCACCCAGAGUGUUUUAAUCCAUUCAUGGAAAUCGACAUGAUUCCAGACGGACCCAAACACAUCCCGCCCUACAUCUCCAAAAACCAGUCCUCUCUGGGAGAGCUGCUCCUGGGUUUUCUGAAAUACUACGCCAGAGACUUCAGGUGGGAUCAGCAGGUCAUUUCUAUUCGAGAGGCCAGAGCUUUCCCCAAGAACAACUCCAAAGAGUGGAGAAACAAAUUCAUAUGUGUGGAAGAGCCAUUUGAAAGAAACAAUGUCGCCAGGGCAGUCCACGAGAGGAUCAAGUUUGACGCCAUCAAAAGUCGGUUUGCAGAGGCAUGUCAGAUACUGCACAAGUCAAAGGACCUGAACUCGAUCAUCCCAGUAAGAGCCAUCAUCAACAAGGAGUUGUCCGGUAGAUAAAGGAUUUCUCCGAUGAGGCAAACUGACUGGAGUCCUCUACCUCAAAACAACCACAUGUCACAAAAGACUUGAGAUGUGCUGAAAGACGAGCCGAGGAACCUUGAGAGUUUAUGGGAGUCUGAAAUCUCUGGCUGCUUCCAUAUCACGUGUGUCAUGUGCUAAGCUGUCUUUCCUUAAAUUACGUCAUAUAAAAAUUCCAACAGGCAAGAGUGCAAGGUACUGUGAAAUCAAAACUUGGGGAAAUGCUGCACUGAAGCAGGAUAACAACGAUCCACGUUAUCAGAGCUGGUUAUUGCUGCUCUCUGUCCAAGUGCACAGUUCACUUUAAAAACAAACCAUGGAGACGAUGCAAAGGAACACUUGCUGUCUGUCUAUACGUGUGUCUGAAGCUUCAAUGGAAGCAGCGGUGUUUCCAAGUAGAAGUCUCAAACUCUUCUCAGAGCACAGCUUUUAGAUGCAUCCAUGGUGUUUGAGCCUGAACGCACAUGGUCGUACUGGAAAAGUGUUUUUCUUCCAUUUAUACAACAUAGAGACAGUAUUGUCAGUCUGGUUUAUGUGUUACAUCAAAGCCUCGUUUCUGUUUCUCCUAGGUCAGCAGUGGAAGUUGGACUAACACUUUUCUUUUCUUGUCUACCACUGCAUUAAAUGUACUGGGGCUUUUUUUGUUUAAAAUGGUAACUGUAAGUCACAGUAGUUGAGUAUGGAAAAACACAGAAGCAGUUGCACUUAUUCUGUGUUCAUGCACUUACACCUGCCUGACUGGUCUACUGUCUGUGUUUUAGUUUUAUAAACAAAUUACUAUUUGCUUGACUGGUUCACAAAUGAAGAAAAUUUGCCACUAUUAACCGGCCACUAUUUUGAUAUUUGAUUCAUCGGUUUGAGUGGGCUGUUUUUUUUUUAU